AUGUGGAAUGACCAAGAUGGCGGCCAGAGUUCAGAGGGUGUGGUGGAAGGUUUCGAACCUGAAGCGGUGGACUCGUGGAGGAACCUUGUUCGUGUACGUUGGCCCAAUGGCGUCCUCAACAGCUACCGCCUAGGUUUCAAAGACCUCACACACAAGGAAGCCACUAGAACAGCAGGGCCCAGCCACGGACCACGGCCGACUUUAGUUCUUCGUCCUCCUGGAACUAGUAGCUUGGCUGUAGAGAAUACUGGAACUGUCAUGGCGAAGGGUGACUCUGGUAGUAACAGUCCAUCUACAGCUAGACCCGGAGCUGACCGACUGGUGGUAGGACCUGGAGAUCACGUGACCAUUGCGGUCGACGAGCAUCAGCUGAAGAUUCUUCAGAAGAACUUCGGUGGCUGUACGUUGAGAAUGAUGAGGAGCAUCGGUAGCAGAGGGGCGGUGACCAGCACAAUGAGCGGAGGAGCUGUUUGUGUGAGGUUCGGACCACAUAAAGCCUUGAGCUACAGGUUCAACCCUGCCGCACUGAUUAAGCUACAGACCUUCAGAGAGAACGACACUGUCCGCGUGAAGUCCAGCAAAGAACUUACUCGACUGUUUAAUAGAGAAAUUGGCUGGACAACAGAAAUGAAUGAGACGCUGGGAAAAGUGGGCCAAGUACGUAAAGUGGACCACGAAGGAAACUUGGUCGUUGAGGUCGAAGGUCAGGUGUUUCGCUAUUCGCCUGCAUGUUGUCUGCACGAGCCUGAGUCAGUAACAUCGCAUUGUGAAGAAACUGUAAGACAGGAAAUGACGUCAAUGAAAAUACGAUCUAGAAUAACAGUGAGGAGUAUAGACUUGUGGGAAGUGGACCGUGAACUAUCGGCGGACAGCGGGGUGGAGAGCAGAGCUCAUGCCAUGCAGACACUCUACCUCGCCAUUGGAGACGAUGACGACACCAGAGUGAAGGAGUUAUGUCAGCUGGAUCCUUACCUGGUACAGUGCGAGUUCACGGAGACGAAGCCCCUUAUCCUGGCCGUACACGAGGGUCGGCGACGGUGCGUCAGGGCGUUGCUGGAGCUGGGAGCAGACGUCAGCGGGUGCGUCAGCAACCACCCGGGCAGGAACCCCAUGUCCGCAGCUAUAGAAGGAGGGCAUGAAGACCUUGUGGAGCUUUUGCUGGAGCUUGGCGCCAACAAGGAGCAUUGGUAUUCGCCUGGGAUAACCGCUAUUCACAUGGCCGUGCACAAGGAUCUACCGGGUGCAGUCAUGGCGCUAGCUAAACAUGGCGCUGAUGUCAAUAAGAAGAAUGUGAUAGGAAGCACAGCCCUCCACAUGGCGAUAGACCUGAGAAAGACUGACAUUGUAGAGGCAUUGUUGUCGUUACCGGAAGUGGAUAUAGAAAUAGAGGAUGGCAACUAUUUCAACGCCCUUCAGCUGGCCUGCUUGAAAAACAUUCCACGGGCGGUGGAACUGAUUCUAGAGCGGAACAAGAGCAUCCUAAACAAGACGACGAAGGGCGGUACAACUGUACUUCAAAUCGCUUCUCACAAUAAUCACGUGGAAUGCGUGCGACUCUUGGUCAUCAAUGUGAGUGGCUGA
This is a messenger RNA of Pomacea canaliculata, 1581 nucleotides long. Its product is annotated as E3 ubiquitin-protein ligase MIB2-like. Gene Ontology annotation, cellular component: cytoplasm. The coding region runs from base 1 to 1581 and encodes 526 amino acids. The record is from RefSeq and is a predicted model, not a curated record. Gene Ontology annotation, molecular function: protein binding; ubiquitin-protein transferase activity; metal ion binding. Gene Ontology annotation, biological process: protein ubiquitination. The transcript is spliced from 10 exons. Lineage: Eukaryota; Metazoa; Mollusca; Gastropoda; Architaenioglossa; Ampullariidae.